Messenger RNA from Rotaria sordida, 2202 nucleotides. The record is from the annotation of a GenBank genome assembly. NCBI's taxonomy places the organism in Eukaryota, Metazoa, Rotifera, Eurotatoria, Philodinida, Philodinidae.
AUGUAUUUACCUGAUACAAAAUGGCGAAAAUUAGCUUCGAUACAUACCAAUUCAUUUAAAGUUGAACCUAUUCAAUUUAUGACAGUUAAUUUACGUUUUAUGUUAAAUAAAUUUGAAAAAGAUGAUCCAUAUAAAUGUUUAGUAUAUGAAAUAUUAGAAUCUUUGAUGAUUCCACAACAUAUUCUUGCUCUAACAAGCAAUACAAUAUUAGGACUAUUAUGGCGUGUUGUAUGUAAACAAAAAAAAGAUCAUCGUACAGAUCAAUUAAUAAAAGCUUUAUCACAAACAUUAAAUACAAUGAGUUUGAAUCCAUCACUAUCAGCAGAUACUGCUAUAAUUCGAGCAUGGAUUGAAGAAAGUUACAAUUCUAAAGAAGAAAUUAUGGAUAGAAUUGCUGAAAUAAAAGAACAUGUACCAGCUAUUGUAUUAACAUUAGAUAAAAAAAUGACUCGAAAUGAAUUAUUAGAAAUUACUCGAUCAUGUAAUUCCGAUGUAUUACGAACAGUAAUGAAAUUAUUAAAUCAUCUAACAAUUGUUACAAAUAAAUCAAAUUUACCAGAAAAUUAUUUACCAUUAAAUCUUAAUGACAAUGAAAUAUUUGAAUUAUUACCACAUCUUUUAGCAGAAGGUCUCAAAUUUUCAUUACGUCCAGCUGCUAUUAUGGCUAUGUUAUGUGUUUUAUCAAAGAAUGCUAUAUUACAAGAACGAGCUAUACGUUUUUUAGUAGAAAUAAAAGACAAAUGGAUUGAUUUCGAAUUGCCAGAAAAUAAUGCUUAUGCAUUUAGUAAAAUUUGUGUUAAAUUACCAGAAUUUUUUACUGAAGAUGAAUAUUUGCAUCUGAAAAAACUACAUAUUCUAGGUGGAUUAAAAAUAAAUGCUGCUACACAUAUAACUAUUCAGCAACCAUUCAGUCCGAAAGUAAAAGAAAUUCAUCAUGACAUAAAAAUUCAAUGUAAAUCAUGUAACAUUAUUCGAUCGACUACAUUAUUUCCAGAUGUUGGUAAAAGUUGUUGUGCACUAUGUUUACCAAUUUAUAAUCUCAAAGAUAUACCUGAACCAUGUACUAAUGAUUAUUCACAUUUAGCUGAAUGUUCGAAAUGUGCUUGUUUAUAUGCAGUAGUUCAAUAUGAGAAGUUAGUGUUCUCAGCAGCCAAAUGUCAUUAUUGUCGAAAAGAAUCAAGAGUAGCACCAUAUCGUCGUUGUACUGGGUGUCAAAAUAAAUAUGUUCAUUAUGAUUCUACUGAAACAAAACCAAAUUUCGGAGAAGAAUACACAUUUAUUUGCGCUGAAUGUCAACAUGCUACAACUAGUAAAACUAUUGUGAAUGUUGAAAUUGAUAUUAGUACAUUAAUGGAUCAAAAUAAAAAACAAUUAUACAAAUAUCUAAACAUCAAAGUUAAAGAUGACACAAAUAUAUUUUCUAACGAAUUAUCAUUAUUUAAAUUAAAAGAUAUUAUUGAAAUAGAACAUACAAAAGACGUGAGUAUAUCAUCAUUACCAUUGAUUAAUCAUCAAAAACCAAUACUAAAUCCUACAGUUGUCUACGAUCAAAUCAUGACAUGGAUACAAAGUGGUCACUGUGAACGUGUUACUUGUUAUAUUUGUUGUAAUGAUGUGGCACGUGCUCAAAUCGAUGAUACAUGUGGGAAUAAAUUAUGUUGUGCUGAAGCUUGUACUGAAUGUUUAACAAGUUGGUAUCAAGAUGUAAAACCUGGUUGUAUUGUUUUAGUUACACAUUUAUUAUGUCCAUUUUGUAAACAUGCACCAAAUGGAAAAAUUCUUAAAAAAUAUAAUAAACAAGCAUGCACUAUAUUAAGAGCUGAUAAGAGAAAUGAUAUCGAUGAACAUUGGUAUUAUGCUUGGUGUAUUGAUUGCUAUAAAGUUAAAAAGGCACAAGAAAAAAUCUGUAGUGCCAAUGGUGAAAUUCCAAUGUUAACAAAUUUUAUGUGUGAUGAUUGUACUGAAAUUCGUAAAAAUUCUAAAACUAAAUCUAUUAAAUAUUGUCCAGGUUUAAAUGGAAAAAAUGAGAUAUGUGGUGUAGCAAUAAGUAAAAAAGAUGGUUGCAAUCAUAUUACAUGUACAGCAUGUUAUUCACAUUGGUGUUGGUUAUGUGUUAAAACAUAUGGUGAUCAUAUUUAUGAACAUCUCACAAAAGUACAUGAUAAUUAUGGUUUUGAAGAUAAUGAUGAAGUUUAUGAUUAA